Molecule: messenger RNA, 3999 nt
Organism: Dendrobium catenatum
Lineage: Eukaryota; Viridiplantae; Streptophyta; Magnoliopsida; Asparagales; Orchidaceae
Exons: 15
Coding region: 219-3755 (1178 amino acids)
Biological process (GO): autophagosome assembly
Cellular component (GO): autophagosome membrane
Source: RefSeq, a predicted model, not a curated record
UUCCUGCAACCGACACCGAAGCCGAUGUACCCAAGACGACCGAACUCGACCGUCUGCUCUUGGUCCUACUCGUAGACCUUCCUUCUCCAAGCUUGAAGCCGACCCGAUCAAGCUUGGCGUUGCCUCUGGGCACCGUCUCCUGCCAUGGAAAAAUUAUUAGGCAAAGUCAGCUUACAAUUUCAGAUAUUGCCCGAAAGGCAUUACUUCAUAGUCAUUUCAUGGAGGGACAUGCAAGUAGUGGCCCGAUACCUCGGCUGCCACUUAUCACUGUUUCUGAUGCAAAUCAUCAACUGAGAGAUGUUCCAGUUUGUAAGCCAAUCCAUUUGGAACUGAAUUUCUUCAACAAAGAGAAUCAUGUCCUACGCUAUCCUGUGAGAGCUUUUUAUUUAGAUAGCUUCAACUUGAUGGCAUAUAACCUAUCAUCAGGAGCAGAAAAUAUCUACAAGAAACUUUACUCAACGAUUUCUACACCUAUAGAAUGCUUUCCUGUUAAUAUGCUUUACAGUUCAAAGCAACACUUGUUUAUUGUUGUGUUUGAAUUAAGCGGCCCUGCGGGUUCCGUACAUGAAGUUGUUCUUAAGACUGAGGUACAGUCAUUUUACUGUAAAGGAACUUCACUAAGAGGUCGAGAUGCAGCAUUUAUUGGUCCAAAUGAGAAUCAAUAUGCCAUACUGGAUGAAGAAAGAACAAGUCUUUCUUUGCAUAAGUUUCAAGGGUUGACUCUCCUAGAGCAAAACAGGAAUAUUGAAUCAAUGGAAGAAAACAAAGUUGCUUCAAAUCAAAGCCCUGCGCAGUUUCUAUUUGAAAAAGAGGUUGAUCGAAUUUUUUCUGUUCCAUUAGAUGGAACCAUUUUAUAUGCUAUUUCGGGUAAACAUAUUGCUCUGGUGGAGCUCCGCCAGGAAUAUCGUUUGUUAACUGAUAAUGGCUAUCUUAUCUCGACCAAAACUGAUGACAAGAAGCGUAUAAAGCUAAGGAGAAACGAGAGCGUUUACCAGGUUUACUGGCAAGAUACUCUCAGAGGUUAUGUGGCGGGGAUAUUGACAAGUCAAAGAGUUUUAAUUGCAUCUUCAGGUCUAGAAAUAAUAUCUAGCACGUCAACAAAAUUAGACCAAGGAGUUCCUCCAUUUCGAUCCCUUCUGUGGCUUGGACCAGCGCUUCUCUUCUCAACUGCAACUGCAGUAGGGGUUCUUGGGUGGGAUAGCAGAGUUCGGACUAUUCUUUCUAUAAGUAUGCCUUGUUCAGUUCUACUUGGCACAUUGAAUGACCGCCUAUUGUUUGUGAACCCAACAGACAUAAACCUCAAACAGAAAAAGGGGGUUGAGAUCAGGACUUGUCUUGUUGGUCUUCUUGAGCCCCUUCUUAUUGGAUUUACCACAAUGCAACAACACUUUGAGCAAAGGAUUGAUCUUCCUGAAAUCUUAUACCAAAUAACGUCAAGGUUUGAUAGUUUGUACAUCACUCCAAGGUCCUUGGAUAUCUUAGCAAAUGGCGGCCCAGCUUGUGGUGACCUUGCUUUGUCAUUGUCCCAAGCAGGUCCUCAAUUUACUCAGGUACAGCGUUGCGUCUAUGCAAUCAAAGCUCUUCGUUUCCCUACUGCUUUAUCUGUUCUAAAGGAUGAGUAUUUGCGCUCCAGAUAUUAUCCACAGUGCCCUCCAACUUCAAAUUUGUUUCAUCGCUUCCAACAAUUGGCACAUGCAUGCAUUAUGUAUGGUCAGUUUGACAGUGCAAAAGAGACUUAUGAAGUAAUUUCAGACUUUGAAAGCAUGCUAGAUUUGUUUAUUUGUCACUUAAACCCAAGUGCAAUGCGGUGGCUUGCUGAGAGGUUGGAAGAUGCUGCAACUAAUUCUGAGCUUCGGAGGUACUGUGAAAGAAUUCUAAGAGUCCGCUCUACUGGAUGGACUCAAAGCAGCAUGUUUGCCAAUUUUGCUGCUGAAAGUAUGGUCCCCAAAGGGCCUGAAUGGGGAGGUGGAAACUGGGAGAUUAAGACAACAAUAAGUAUCAAGAAUAUUCCUCAGUGGGAGCUAGCAGGGGAAGUUACGCCCUACAUGAAGACUGAUGAUGGUGGCAUUCCCUCCAUCAUAGCAGAUCAUAUUGGUGUCUACUUGGGUGCAAUUAAGGGAAGAGGCAAUGUGGUGGAAGUAAGUGAAAAAAGUUUGGUUAGAACAACCACAACAGCUAGCAGCGAAAACAACGGUUCAGCCAUUUCUGCAGUUAUAUCCUCGAAUAAUAAUACUGGAAAAACAAGUGAUACAAAAGUUGGCUCUCAUGUGGAUAGUCUAGAUAAACCAUUGUCAGGUGCUGGCGCUCUUCUAGCUGAACAGACAAAAGCAGAAGAAGAGUUCAAAAGAUCUUUGUAUGGUCAAUUCAAUUGUUGUAGUAGCGAUGAAGAUGAAGCAACAUCAAAGACAAAGAAGAUCAAUAUAAGAAUUCGUGACAAGCCAGUUUCAGAUUCCGCAGUUAAUAUCAAUAAGCUAAAAGAAGCUACAAAACAGUUUAAGAUUGGUGAUGCUCCGAGGAGCAAGUCAAUAUCACGAGGAAGCCAGGAUAUUUCACCUCUUUCACUAUUACCAGCUCCUACCACCACUACAUUUGCCUGUUCUUCCAUGCGAUCACCACCUGCUGAUGCGUUUAAAACUGAUAUAUCAACACCUGCAACGCAGGCAAGCUCAAGGGUUGGGGCCAUGGGCGUGUCUGCAGAUCCUAUUCCAGAAGACUUCUUUGAAGAUACAAUAUCUGCUAUCCAUGUUGCUGCUUCAUUGCCCCCACCUGGUUCAUACUUAUUGAAAAUGGAUCAAAAUUUUCAUGACAGUAAAAAUGGAGAAAAAAUUAAGCCGAAUCAAAACAUCACAACCAGCAUUAACCUUGCGGAUGGUGGAGUGCCCCCUCAAUUGUCUCAGCACCCUGGUAUUCCUCGGGAGGGACUUGGUCUAUCUGAUGGUGGAAUCCCACCACAAGUGAUUCUUUCUCCUCAUUUACCUAUCUCUUCACAAGCAAUUGAUCUUAGCUCUCUUGAAGCUCUGGGAUCCAAUGUCAUGAAAUUCUCCCAACGUUCACCAUCUACACCUAUUGUUGUUCCUCCCAGCCAGGUGCCUCGUGGUGUGCCAGCUUCAAUUUGCUUUAAAACUGGUCUUGCUCACCUUGAGCAGAACCAACUUCCUGAUUCCUUAUCUUGCUUUGAUGAGGCUUUUUUUACUCUUGCUAAGGAUCAUUCCAAUGGAUCUGAUAUCAAAGCGCAAGCUACUAUUUGUGCACAUUACAAGAUUGCUGUAGCCAUACUGCAGGAAAUUGCACGGCUCCAAAAGGUACAUGGAUCGAGCACAAUCAGCGCCAAGGAAGAGAUAGCAAGGCUGUCUCGCCAUUUAGCCUCCCUUCCACUCCUUGCAAAGCACCGCAUCAACUGCAUACGCACGGCCAUCAAGCGAAACAUAGAUGUUCAGAACUUUGGCUAUGCAAAGCAGAUGCUCGACCUCCUCCUUGUCAAGGCUCCCCCGAGCAAGCAAGAUGAGCUGCGAAGCCUCAUCGAAAUGUGUGUGCAGAGAGGACUUUCUAACAAGUCAAUUUACCCACAAGAAGACCCCUCUCAGUUCUGUGCUGCGUCACUUAGCCGCCUCUCCACCAUUGGCCAUGACAUUUGUGACCUUUGUGGCUCAAAAUUCUCUGCUCGGUCCUCACCUGGUUGCAUUGUCUGUGGCAUGGGUUGCAUCAAGAGAUCAGAUGCUGUUGCUGCAUCUCCUGCACCCUCUCCAUUUGGCUGAUCUUUUUCCCUUAACUUGUCAUGUUACAUUGAGCAUGCAUGAUUUUUUUUGCUUCAUUGAGCAUGUAAGUGUAUUUGUUCUUUUAAAAAUUUUCAUUCAUUUAUUGUAAAAAUGAAUAGUAUUUGGUUACAGAAAGAUUUUAAAAGUUUACAAGUCAGAGAUGGAAUCUCAUUUGUUCAUACUUCUAUCAUUAUAAGAGUAUCUAUUUAUUAUUUCAUUUAAUAAACGAACAUUUUGUUGCUUA